AUGGGACGUUCUCUCUCUAGGUUAAUUAUAAUUGAGCUUGAAAGCCUUACACGUAGAGAGCGAGCAAAACGUGUGAGGAGUAUCUGGUACGUUGUACACAUACUAGAGAACCUGCCGUUAGAUGCAGCAGCACCGCUAUUGUAUGCGGAGGUGACGGUGUUCACCCCCAUGAAAGACCACAACCUACACAAACCAACGGGGAAGAAGAUCGGGGUGGUUGGGCUCAAGGGUCUGGGACACGUGGCGGUGAAGUUUGGGAAAGCCUUUGGUCACCACGUAACUGUCAUCAGCACCUCUCCGGCCAAAGAACAUUUGGGUGCCGACGACUUCCUCGUCAGCACUGAUCCUCAACAAUUGCAGAAGGGGAAGAGGGCACUCGACUUCAUAUUGAACACGGUGUCUGCUAAGCACUCGCUUGGGCCCAUCUUAGAACUGCUCAAAGUGAAUGGAACUAUGGUGGUUGUGGGUGCACCGGACCAGCCAUUUGAAUUGCCUUCAUUUCCUCUUAUAUUUGGCAAGUAUUAAAAAAAUACGAUGAAUUAAUUUCUAAUUUUUGUAGAAAACAACGAACCUAUGCAUGCAAUGGCGUUGUAAUUGAUGGAUUGACGUGCAUGUAGUACAGGGAAGAGAGCAGUGAAGGGGAGCAUGAUAGGAGGAAUAAAUGAGAUAAAGGAGAUGAUGGAUUUAUGUGGGAAGCAUAAGAUUACAUGCGACAUUAAGCUUACAAUGCCGGACAAAAUCAACGAGGCGUUGGACUGCGUUGCAAAGAAUGACUUUAGGUACCGAUUUGUCAUUGACAUUGCUGCUGACCCUAAUGCUAAUGCUCAAAUAUCUCCAAAUUUUAGAGCUUCCGAGUGCUGGGGUCUACUCAGACGAUUGCUUUCGAUUGUGCUCUUUCGUAUACUUAAUAAUUUGGGUUUUAUUAUCCUAGUCACUAAAGCAAUAAAAGUGUGUGCUGAAAUAAAUUUAUUUUAUAUAAGCCAAGUCAAUAAGUAUGUGUCAUGGAUAUGGGAUUUAAUCCAUAUUAAAGGUAAGUUUAUG
Messenger RNA from Pyrus x bretschneideri (Chinese white pear), 1041 nucleotides. RefSeq names its product probable cinnamyl alcohol dehydrogenase 6. The record is from RefSeq and is a predicted model, not a curated record. The coding region runs from base 1 to 525 and encodes 174 amino acids. Gene Ontology annotation, biological process: lignin biosynthetic process. Gene Ontology annotation, molecular function: cinnamyl-alcohol dehydrogenase activity. The transcript is spliced from 3 exons. Lineage: Eukaryota; Viridiplantae; Streptophyta; Magnoliopsida; Rosales; Rosaceae.